Dermacentor andersoni is the source of this 2574-nucleotide messenger RNA. The record is from RefSeq and is a predicted model, not a curated record. Lineage: Eukaryota; Metazoa; Arthropoda; Arachnida; Ixodida; Ixodidae.
UAUUUUUGCUUGAUUUUACGCGCCGGCGGAGUGAGCGGACAUGUGCGAGGCAAAACUAGUCCGGGGCGAAUGAUCCUUGGAACUUUCGCUUGUAUUUUAGGAACCGUAGGUACUACCGCCUCGAGGUCGCGUUGGCCGCUUGUCCGCUACUUCUCGAAGUGCCACGUGUGCUGGAAACUCGCUCCCAACUGGGGUACAAAGAAAGUUCGUCUCAGGAAGCUGGUUGCUGCUCAGAAGAUGGCCACGCCGGAGGUUUGCCAGGUUCUCGAGCCUCUCAGAAAUGCCGUCAAAGAACAGGGCGACUUGGUCCGGAAGCUCAAGGAAAGUGGAGCACCGGAGCUGGACGUCAAGAAAGCUGUUAACGAGCUCAAAGCAAGAAAGAAAGUGCUGGAAGACAAGGAACUUCAAUUGGCACCUCCAGAAGUGGGCUUUGACAGGCUUCGAAUGGAAGAUCUUCUAAAAAGGCGCUUCUUCUAUGACCAGUCCUUCUCUAUUUACGGAGGCGUGGCUGGACAGUACGACUUUGGCCCCAUGGGCUGUGCCAUGAAGACACAGCUGCUCAGCCUCUGGAGGAGCCACUUCGUGCUUGAGGAGCAGAUGCUGGAAGUGGACUGCACCAUUCUUACACCUGAGCCUGUGCUGAAGGCUUCCGGGCACGUGGAACGCUUUGCAGACUUGAUGGUCAAGGAUCUCAAGAAUGGUGAAUGCUUCAGGCUCGACCACCUUAUCAAAGCCCACCUGGAAAAGCUGUGUGCUGAUAAGAAGACGACAGCUGAACAGAAGGCAGAGUAUGAAGACAUUGUGGUCAAGCUGGACGGCAUGACUAAAGAUGAGAUGAAUGCUGUUCUGCGGCGUUUUGCGAUCAAGUCCCCUACAACGGGAAAUGAUCUGAGUGAUGCCAUCGAGUUCAACCUCAUGUUUUCUACAUGCAUUGGCCCCUCGGGCCUUGUUAAAGGGUACCUUCGACCCGAGACAGCACAAGGCAUCUUUGUGAACUUCAAGCGCCUGCUCGAGUUCAAUCAGGGUCGGCUACCCUUUGCUGCCGCUCAAAUUGGCAACGCUUUCCGUAAUGAGAUCUCACCACGGUCGGGACUUAUUCGAGUUCGUGAGUUCACCAUGGCUGAGAUUGAGCACUUUGUGGACCCCUCUAACAAGGCACACCCAAAAUUUGCGUCUGUGAAGAACCUGGAGAUGGUGCUCUACUCAGCCUGCAACCAGAUGGAUGGCCAGCCGGCACAGAAGAUCACCAUUGGACAUGCAGUCGAGAAGGGUUUGGUGGCCAACGAGACCCUGGGCUACUUCCUAGCUCGUAUUCAGCUAUUCCUGGAGCGUGUGGGUGUCGACCCUGCACGGCUACGGUUCCGGCAGCACAUGAGCAACGAGAUGGCCCACUAUGCCUGCGACUGUUGGGAUGCAGAGUGCAAGACAUCCUAUGGCUGGGUCGAGUGUGUCGGUUGUGCGGACCGUUCCUGCUAUGACUUGAGCCAACACACCAAGGCCACAGGUGUGCGUCUCGUGGCCGAAAAACCGCUGCCACAACCAAAGACUGUAGAUGUGGUGGAAGCCCUUCCUAACAAAGCAGCCAUCGGCAAGCAGUUCAAAAAGGAAGCCAAGCCAGUUUCGGAUGCUAUAGCAGCACUUGCCCCUGAGCAGGUUGAUCUUCUCGAGAAGGAUCUGAAUGAGAAAGGGGAGUCUGAAGUGGCUGUGGGCGACUCAAAGGCGAUGGUCACAAAGGACAUGGUUCAAGUCAAGCGUUACCAGAAGACUGUGCAUGUGGAUGAAUUGGUACCUGGUGUGAUUGAGCCAUCAUUUGGUAUUGGGAGAAUAAUGUAUGCCGUCUUUGAGCACAGUUUCCGAGUCCGAGAAGGAGAUGAGCAGAGGACGUACUUCUCCCUGCCUGCUGCUGUUGCCCCACUCAAGUGUUCCGUGCUGCCACUGAGCAACAAUCCAGACUUUACCAAGUUUGUGCAGCAGAUCUCAUCUGCACUGACACAGCAUGAUGUGGCACACAAGGUUGACGACAGCAGUGGAUCCAUAGGUCGUCGCUAUGCCCGCACUGAUGAAGUUGCAGUCCCCUAUGGCAUCACGGUGGACUUUGACACUUUGCGGGAGCCACACACAGCCACCCUGCGUGAACGAGACACCAUGCUGCAAGUCCGGUGCCCUAUUGAAGACCUUGCUCCCUUGGUGCAUGACCUCGUACGUGGAAAGAUCACCUGGGACCACGUUUGCUCUGUCUACCCAAAGUUCGAGCAGCAGGAAGUGACCAAGGCAUAAUUAUGAUGGGAAUAGGCUUUCUGUGUAAUGGCUUUGUGAGCCCUGCCCACUAGGUCCUUUAUUCAUCACUGUCACACAUCGCAGAAAGUGCUUUCAAGAAGCUGCAUCUUUUGGGGUCUUCCACUGGUGUUUUAUUUGUACUGCAGACUUGAAUAUAUGGUGGAGGACGUUGCACCAUCGUAGAACAUUGCACCAUCGUGUUUUGAUACGCUCGAAUAUCAUGGGUCACAUACUGUCCAUGGACAUGGCUACAUCUAAUGUUGUCAUGUACUAUAAAGUAAUGUUAAGUGUCAUGUG